UUGCAAGAAGUUUUGCACAUUUUGCAAAAUAAUUCUUCCCAUUUCGCUAAGGUAUUGGCUCUGCUUUAGCGAGAUUGGUAUCGAAAGCCAAAACAGUACCCUUUGGCCAUAGAACAAUAAAAUAACACUAUGGCAAAGGUGUACAACUUGUUUCUUUUGUUGUGUUUUGUUGCUGUGAUACCAACCUUGCAUGCCAAUAUCUUAGCGAAUACUACGUAUGCGAAACAACAUAUCACAACAAUUGACAAUGAAUAUUGGAAAGAAAAGGCGGCAAUUGCUAGAAAGAUGAGUGAAGAAGCAUAUUUUCCUGAUCCGCAUGAACUUUCUAGAAAUUUUACCUCUCUUAUUACUGAAGACAUAGCUGGUAACAGCCAUGUAAGAAGGAACUUGAAUGGUCAAAGGGCAGGAGUUGCAUGUGAGGCAACCAAUAACAUUGAUAGAUGUUGGAGGUGUGACCCCAAUUGGGCAGAUAAUCGCCAAAAACUUGUAAAUUGUGUUCAAGGUUUUGGAAGAAAAACUACUGGAGGAAAGGGAGGUCCAAUCUACAUAGUUACUAGUCCUGCUGACAAUGAUAUGGUUAAUCCAAAACCAGGUACCCUUCGCCAUGCAGUCACAAGAGAUGGACCUUUGUGGAUUAUCUUUGCUCGUAGCAUGAAUAUUAGACUCAACCAAGAGCUCAUGGUGUCUAGUAACAAGACCAUCGACGGAAGAGGAGUUGAUAUCUACAUUACUAAGGGUGCAGGCAUCACCCUCCAAUACGUCAAUAAUGUCAUCAUCCAUGGAAUCAAGAUUCAUGAUAUUGUUCCAGGCAGCGGUGGACUUAUUAGAGAUUCUGAAAGUCAUUUUGGGUUUAGGACACGCAGUGAUGGUGAUGGAAUCUCCAUCUUUGGUGCUAGCAAUAUUUGGAUUGACCAUGUUUCCAUGAGAAAAUGUUCUGAUGGUCUUAUUGAUGCUAUUAUGGGAUCCACAGCUAUUACCAUCUCUAAUAGUCAUUUUACAGACCAUAAUGACGUGAUGCUCUUUGGUGCUAAUGACGAUCACACAAUUGAUAAAGUGAUGCAAAUCACCCUGGUUUUUAACCACUUUGGUAAGAGGUUAAUCCAAAGGAUGCCAAGGUGCAGAUUCGGAUUUGUGCAUGUUGUCAAUAAUGAUUAUACUCAUUGGGAAAUGUAUGCCAUUGGUGGUAGCAGUCAUCCAACAAUUAUUAGUGAAGGCAAUCGGUUUGUGGCUCCUGAUAAUAACAAUGCUAAAGAGGUCACAAAGAGAGUAACCACUGGAGAUUGGAAAUCAUGGCAAUGGAGAUCGAUCAAUGAUGAGUUUGAGAAUGGAGCAUUUUUUGUACAAUCUGGACCAGAAAUGGUAACCAAACCAUUCUCAAGCAAGGACAUGAUUGCAGCAAAGCCUGGUUCAUAUGUGCAAAGACUUACUUCUUUUGCUGGCUCCCUUAAAUGUAGAGUUGGUCAACCUUGCUAGAGAAAUCGCCUCUAUUUUUUCUUAUAAAAUUCUCUCGUUGAUGCAUGCCCAAAUUGAGCAUUAGCAAAAGAAAGAAAAGAGAAACGGGAAGGGAGUGGAUGGACGCAUGCACGAUGAUAUCCUAUACAAUGCGUAAUAUUUUUUCUUGUUCAUUGUCAUAGGAUUAAAACGAUUUUGGAAAAAUGUUGAAAGUAAUUGUAGAAUUCUUUAAUUCUUUGAUACUUUGAUAAUGAAAUAUAUCAUUAAAGUCAA
This is a messenger RNA of Arachis ipaensis, 1725 nucleotides long. The record is from RefSeq and is a predicted model, not a curated record. NCBI's taxonomy places the organism in Eukaryota, Viridiplantae, Streptophyta, Magnoliopsida, Fabales, Fabaceae.